This is a messenger RNA of Penicillium macrosclerotiorum, 1056 nucleotides long. RefSeq lists its product as uncharacterized. The record is from RefSeq and is a predicted model, not a curated record. The transcript has 7 exons. Bases 1 to 1056 code for a protein of 351 amino acids. Lineage: Eukaryota; Fungi; Ascomycota; Eurotiomycetes; Eurotiales; Aspergillaceae.
AUGGCUCUUCUCCUACUCGCACCAUACAAUGACUCGAUCCAGUUGGGCCAAGGAUUCAAUUCAUUCCUGCAGAUACCCUGUAUCACAGGUGCAGUACAGUUUUCCGAAUCGGAUCUGAAAGCAGAAGCCAGCCGCGCUGGAGGAGCGGCCAAUGUAUCGCAGACUGUCUCCUCUAAUUCGCGGUUCGUUGAGAAAAUGUCAGAGGUGGCUCGAAGCAUGAACGUUAGCGCAGCUUCGUCUAUCAAGUCGGGGACUAUUGGGUUUUCCGGCAAUUCAAUGAGCGUGGACGAAGGAAAGUUUUCUGCGAGCGACAUGAACGCGGUAGUUUCGGUCAACGUUGUCAAUCAAACUAUCACAACUCCACAACAAGCCACAUUUGUGCCCUUAAAAGAUGUCCAAAUGAACAGUGCAAAGUUCUUCGAGAUAUACGGUGACUGCUAUGUUUCAGGGUUCGUGGAGGGCGGGGACCUCCAUGGUAUUGUCUCCGUCCGGGUUCUUGAUGCCUCCAAGAAAUCUGAGGUUCAGUCUGCAAUCGAGAGCCAGAUAAAUGGCGGAGGCACUGCCACAAGCUUCACCCUCAGCGAUGCUAGUGUGGGCUCCGGACUCGAGGAGGCGCUUAAGCACACGGAAACGUCAGUUUCGGUGAGUUGGUCUGGCGGCGGCCAGAUAAAGCCAGAUUCUGAAGAAUGGACACUCGACUCACUCAUGCGCGCGGCGGCUGCCUUCCCCUCACGAGUGGCAGAAUGCCCGCAGCGUACAUGGGUCAUCUUGACCCGUUAUACAGACAACCGUGAAUUCGUUGAAUGGGCCAGCGACAAUAACAUCAAGUUACCAGACUUUGUACCUGUCCAGAACUAUUCAUCGGAGUUAUUGGAUUGCUACAUGGAAUUCAAGCACAAUCUCAACCGACUACAGUCUGUCAUGGCGAAUCCUUCUCAAUACCGUUUGAGCAAGUGUGAAAACCCUAUACCUCUUGACAUUUGGGCUCUUGUCAAGGAGCGGGAGCUCAUCCGAGGCAAAAUGCGGAAAAUUGCAGGGAGGAUUGAUCUUUUGUGA